AUGAGCGACAAUCAACUUAGUGGUUCUAUUCCUUCAUCACUAGCAAACAUCAGCAACCUAGAAAAUAUGUUCUUUUUUAAUAAUAUAUUAUCUGGUUCCAUUCCUAUUGAACUUGGGAAUUUGAAAUCUCUUAUUGAUCUUAAGGCGAACCACAAUCAACUUAUAGGUACUAUUCCUUCAUCACUAGCAAAUUUGAGCAACUUACAGCAUCUGUACCUCCAUCAAAAUAAAUUAUCUCGUCCCAUUCCUAUUAAACUUGGUAAUUUGGAGUCUCUCACUGUGCUUGGGGUUGGCGACAAUCAGAUUAGUGGUUCUAUUCCUUCAACACUAGCAAACCUCAGCAACCUACAGUAUCUGUACCUCAAUGAGAAUAAAUUAUUCGGUACAAUUCCACAGGGAUUAGGAAGUCUAGAAUUGUUUCACCUACAAAUGUACAAUAAUCGAUUGUCUGGCCAUUUACCCGAAGAUCUGUGCAAUGGGGGAAAGCUUCAGUUGUUAAUAGUUAAUGGAAAUCAACUCACUGCUUUGGCAUCUAUCCACGCUUUAAAAUAUCUUGAUAUCAGUCACAAUAAUUUUCACGGGCAGCUUUCUCAAAAUUGGAGUAAAUGCAAGAAUUUGACAGCCUUAAUGAUGGCAUAUAACAACAUCAGUGGUAGCAUACCACCAGAGUUUGGAAAUUCAACUCAACUACAAAGACUUGAUCUUUCUUCAAAUAGUUUGGUUGGUGAGAUCCCAAAGGAGUUUGAGAAGAUGAAAAGCAUGUUCUACUUGUACUUGUCUGAUAAUCAACUUUCGGAUAUUAUACCACAGGAGCUCGGAUCACUGCAUCAUCUCCUUGCUCUUGAUCUAUCUAAAAAAUAUAUUGAAUGGGUUGAUUCCAAAAAGUAUUGGUUAUUGGGCAUUCCUCUACUACUUGAAUCUUAG
Molecule: messenger RNA, 924 nt
Organism: Lactuca saligna
Lineage: Eukaryota; Viridiplantae; Streptophyta; Magnoliopsida; Asterales; Asteraceae
Source: the annotation of a GenBank genome assembly